Messenger RNA from Naegleria fowleri, 282 nucleotides. RefSeq lists its product as uncharacterized. The transcript is spliced from 2 exons. Lineage: Eukaryota; Heterolobosea; Eutetramitea; Acrasida; Naegleriidae. The coding region runs from base 1 to 282 and encodes 93 amino acids. The record is from RefSeq and is a predicted model, not a curated record.
AUGUCUAACAAGCCACAAACAGCCCAAGACAAGCCGCAACCAUCUCUUUUAAAUACAUUGAAAAAACUUGGUGGAUUUAGUUGGAGAGCCAUUGUGGAACCUGCAAUCAGCGGAAUGUGUAUGGCUUUUGGGCAAUUCUUUGUUCGCAAAGUGGUCUAUUACAUGCAUUACGAAAAUUUAUCCUUUACUCAGACCAUUCUGAAAGGAUGGCAUCGAUUUUUAGCUGAUUUCCUUCCUGUUCAUACCUCUUCAUCACAACCUACCACAACUUUUCAACAAUAA